Messenger RNA from Fusarium keratoplasticum, 1461 nucleotides. RefSeq lists its product as uncharacterized. The record is from RefSeq and is a predicted model, not a curated record. Lineage: Eukaryota; Fungi; Ascomycota; Sordariomycetes; Hypocreales; Nectriaceae. Gene Ontology annotation, molecular function: transmembrane transporter activity. The transcript is spliced from 4 exons. Gene Ontology annotation, cellular component: fungal-type vacuole membrane. Gene Ontology annotation, biological process: transmembrane transport. The coding region runs from base 1 to 1461 and encodes 486 amino acids.
AUGCCUGAAAAACUGCCUAGUCCGCUGCCAGCCCCUCGACCUUGGUUACCGAACGCGCCAGACGAGGAUUCACACAAUGAGAAAGAAAGCAACGAAAAGAGACAAGCGACCGAAGAGUUGGUAUUGCCCAGUAGCCAGUCAUCUCAGACGAGUGUGGCAUCUACCGAACACGCCGUGCCAGAGGAGGAAACCGAGCCAGGCUUGGCCAGCAGGGUACUAAGCCGCAUCACAUCAAGGACAAGCAUCACGCCUGGUCCUGCCCCUGAUGGAGGCUUUAGGGCGUGGAUGAGCGUUCUCGGUACGCACCUGGUUGUCAUGAACACUUGGGGCGUGAUCAAUUCUUUUGGAGUUUUUCAAAGCUACUACGUGCAAGCCCUUCAACGACCGCCAUCCGACAUCGCGUGGAUCGGGUCUAUCGAAGUCUUUUUCCUCUUCUUCAUUGGCACCUUUACUGGCCGCCUCACCGACGCCGGCUUCUUCCUCCCCAUCACUAUCCUAGGCUCCAUUCUGGUUGUUCUCGGAACUUUGGUGACUUCAGCUUGCACGCAAUAUUGGCAGGUCUUCCUCGCCCAGGGUGUAUGCGUCGGUCUGGGCAACGGGUGUCUCUUCUGCCCGGCUAUUGCUAUUAUCUCGACCUACUUCCAGAAGUAUAGAUCGAUCGCAAUAGGACUGACAGCUUGCGGGAGUGUAACAGGAGGUCUAGUCUUCCCGGGCAUUGUACGGGGGCUACUUCCGCGUGUAGGAUUCAGCUGGACGCUUCGGGUUAUUGGCUUAAUGCAGGCAGGGUGUUUCGUCAUCUCCUUGCUAUCGCUAAAACCCAGAAUUCCACCGCGAAAGAGUGGGCGACUGGUUGAGUGGUCUGCGUUCAAGGAGUUGGAGUAUACAUAUUACGCUCUGGGCGCAUUUAUGUGCUUUUGGGGGGUAUACUUUGCAUUCUUUUUCAUUGCUGCAUAUGCUCGCGAUAUUCAGGGAAUGUCUUACUCUAAGUCCCUCGACGUUAUCAUGGUCAUGAGUGGAGUCGGUAUUCUCGGCCGCCUCGUACCCAACUACUUUGGCGAUCGGAUUGGAGCAUUGACCGUCUUUGUACCGACGGCUGGGCUCGGAGCUUUGCUCGUAUGGUGCUGGAUAGCCGUCAAUUCCCAGGCUGGUCUCUAUGCUUGGGCUGCUGUUAGUGGCCCUGCCUUGGGAGGCAUUCAGGCCAUGUUCCCUUCAGCGUUGGCGUCUUUAACGAAGGACCCAAGCAAGCAGGGUACGAGAAUCGGCAUGAUUUUUACUAUCGUGAGUUUUGCGGUCUUGACUGGUACCCCUAUCGCGGGCACACUUAUAUCCGCAAUGAACGGUCGAUAUAUUGGUGCGCAAGCAUUCGCGGGGGCUUGCUUGACUCUUGGCACCGGUUUCUUAGCCGUUGCGAGGCAGGUUAAAAGGAGGAAGGAAGGGGAUAUAGCACAGGUUAAGGUGUGA